GCAGCAGUGGAGCUGCAGCUGCUCCUGCUGUGUCUGUCUCCCUCUUACACACAGUCUAUGGGCCUGUGCCUUUUCGGCAAAUUAAUGAACUUAAACGGAUGAUAAAGUAAAAGCCAACACUCGGUUUCUCGUUCUACAUUUGUCGCCGCCCUGUCUUUUGCUCUAUAGGUUAGCUAAGUUAGGCUAAUGAAGCUAGCUAGCAUGCUACAGUGACUUUUCCUCCACACGAAGAAGAGGAGGCAGGACAUGGCUUCAUCUUCUGCAGCUGAAAAAGCAACGUGGCUUGAAGGUGAGAUGUGUCUGGCUCCUGACCCGAGAGAUGGCUCCCUGCGAGAAACCACCAUUAAGAGACUGACCACCUCUCAUGAUAGUGAAACCACAGCUUGGGUGGUGUUCACCGACCAUAGUAAAGAUGCAGAAGAGGAGGAAGCUGUACCCGUCUCGAAACUCAUGAGACCAGGCCCCAAUCACUUCACCCAGGAGAAACCUUUGUUUCCCAGCAGCGUCACAGACACCAGGCUAUGUGUCCCCUUAGAGUUAAGUGAUGUUGAUGGGGACAGAGUCCCCUACACCAUCAACAGAUACCUGAGGGAUUACCAGAGAGAAGGUAUCAGUUUCAUUUACAACAACUACAUCUGUUCCAGAGGUUGUAUCCUGGGGGACGACAUGGGCCUGGGAAAAACUGUCCAGGUCAUUGGUUUCCUUGCUGCUGUACUGCACAAAACAGGCACGUGGGAGGACAUCGAGAACAACAGGCCUCAGUUUCUGUGGAGUCAGAAGUCCUCCAAGCAAAGUAGACCCCAAAAAGUGUUCCUCGUUGUGGCCCCGCUGUCGGUGCUUUAUAACUGGAAAGAUGAGCUGGACACAUGGGGCCACUUCCAGUGUGUGGUGGUCCACGGGCUGAGGAAAGAGGAGGAGCUGGCUCGCAUCAAGAAGGGGCGCAUCGAGAUCGCUCUCACUACCUAUGAAACUCUGCGCCUUUGUCUGGAUCAGUUUAAUAACAUAGACUGGUCUGCUGUGGUUGUGGAUGAGGCCCACAAGAUCAAAAAUCCAAACUCUCAGAUCACUCAGGCCAUGAAGGACCUGAAAUGUAAGGUCAGAGUUGGCCUCACUGGCACCGUCUUACAGAACAACCUCGAGGAGCUGUGGUGUGUCAUGGACUGGGCCUUACCUGGUUGUCUCGGCAGCUUAGGAAAUUUCAAGAACGAGAUUUCAGAUCCGAUUGAGCAAGGGCAGAGGCACAGUGCAACCAAGCGUGCCCUAGCUACAGGGAGGAAGACUGUCAGGGCCCUGGUGAGGAAGAUUUCCCGCUGUUUCCUCAGAAGGACUAAAGCUCUCAUCGGGGAACAGCUGCCUAAGAAGGAUGACAGGGUGGUAUAUUGCUCUCUGACGGACUUCCAGCAGACUGUGUAUCAGACGGUGCUGGACACUGAAGAUGUGACAUUAAUGCUGAGGUCUUCAGAGAAAUGUGACUGUCAAAGCGGACGCACCCGCGGAAGCUGCUGCUACGAAAGAAACGCGGAAGGUGCGCAAAUGAAGGGGCUGUACUUCAGUUACUUGGCCAUAUUGAGGAAGGUUGCCAACCAUACAGCACUGCUUCAGUCCACUGCAGGCUCCAGCAAGAAACAGGAGAAGUAUGUGGGUGCCAUCUGUGCAAAGGUAUUCCAGAAGUUUCCAGACUUUGUGCAGAGAUGCAAAGACAAAGCAUUCGAAGCGUUGUCGGACCCGAUGUACAGUGGAAAGAUGAAGGUUUUGCAGAAGCUGCUGAAACAUUACCUGCAGAGGAGAGAUAAAGUGCUUCUUUUUUCUCUCUCAACCAAGCUGUUGGACGUGCUGGAGAGCUACUGCAUGGCAGAGGGGCUGGACUACAGCAGGCUGGACGGAGCCACCAAAGCCAAAGAGAGACUCCAGAUUGUCAAAGAGUUCAACAGCUCCUCUCACAUCAACCUCUGCCUGGUUUCCACCAUGGCGGGGGGUCUUGGUCUUAACUUCGUUGGGGCUAAUGUGGUUGUGCUCUUCGACCCCACAUGGAACCCAGCCAAUGACCUCCAAGCUAUUGACAGGGCAUAUCGUAUUGGCCAGUGCAGGGACGUGACUGUUCUCAGGCUGAUCUCAUUGGGGACUGUAGAGGAGGUUAUCUACCUCAGACAAGUUUACAAACAGCAAUUGCAAUGCUCAGUUGUGGGCAAGGAGAGUUCGCGGCGGUACUUUGAGGCAGUGCGGGGGCAUGGCAUCCACAAGGGGGAGCUGUUUGGGAUCAAAAACCUCUUCAGGCUGCAGACCAAAGGGACAUGCCUCACCCGGAAGAUACUAGAGCGAGAAGGACGAGUGGAGGCCGGUGUGAUGACCAGCAGCACACACACGGGCGAAGAGAAGGAGGAGGAGGAGAUGAAGGCAGUUAGCGAACCUGGAGAGUCUCCGCCUACAGACGGCCCGGUACCAGAUAAAGAACCAGCCAAGGAGAAAAGAGGUGCAUCGAAGGUCCCCAGAGGGGUGUUGGACUUCAGCAGUGGAAGUGAAGAGGAUGAGGAUGAGCAGGGUCUUAAGAGGAAGGCAUCAAGCCCCAGUGCAGUGGAUGGCAACAUGGGUGGGAGUGCUGCCACUGGUCCUGGUCGAAUGAGUCUCCUCCAGCACGGUUUCUCCAGGCUCCUCGAAAGGGUCAAAGAGAAACCAGAGUUGGCAGAAGGGGACAGUAGUCCGGGUGUCGACGAAAGUCCCUCCGAGGAUGAUGCUGAGGAUCAAAAGAUGGAGAGUACCUCCUCUGGCAUCUGCAAGAACUCCAGUACUAGAAAUGGCGCAAUCUGUCUCCCUAAAUUGGGACUGAAAACGUUGGACAUCUCUAGCGGUUCAGACAGAGAACACAGGGAGGAUGGAGAUAGAGGGAGACAAGAGAGGUUUCCUCUGUUAAAACAAAGUGAUGAUGCUGUAAGAAAGAGAUGGGGCCUGAAAGGGUGGACAAAUAAGAAAAUUACACUCGAUGAGGAAAGCGAUGAAAAUUUCUCACCGGACAAAAAGAAACCGAACAAGCUCAAAACUCCAGUUCCAAAAGCGCGCCGCUUUGAGGGCUACUCGGAUGAAUCUGAGGACUUGGACAUAGAAGCAAAGACGUGGCCCAAGAGGGACCCUUUAAAUUCACAUGGUAGAGGAGGUCACCGUGGGAGAGAGAGGCAAAGUGCUAGUGUUAGGGGCAAGGCCAGAUCCAAAUACACAGAAGACAUAGAUACAUUCACGUCUUCGGAAGAUGAACACACUCCUGUUAAGAAAGGGAGAUCUACGGGAUGUCACUUCACAUCUCCACAGACCAGAUCCAGAGUUGAGUCGGCAAAAGGUGAGCGAAGAGCCGCAACGACCAACAGGACGGAGAGAGAAGCAGGGAUGCCCAAAGCUGUUUCAUUUACAAAUCUGAGAAGUCGGACGUCCCCUGCGUCCAAAGGAAAGGAUGGAACUAUCGACGGUGUGCUAGGGGGUGUACACGAGGUGGCGUACACCCACUCUAACCAGCGCAUGGUGGGCGGGAGCAAAGCAGAGGAGAGGAUCAGCAGAGCUGCUGCACGAGACGUGUUUGAGCGCAAGAUGUACUCUCAGCUCCCGGCUAAUCACCUUCUAGGCACCCAAGAGAGCUUGUCGGCGAGCCCACCAGACAGUCAGCCUUGCCCUCCUCCUGUCAGACCGCAGAAGCCCAGUGUGGACCAUCCAGUCACCUUCGUCGGCAAGAGUGUGCACCACACCAGACACACCACCUUCAUCAUCGGAGAGACUCCCCAGGCCAUACGCAGGCAGCAGCUGGAGGAAAUGGCAGAGAAAUUGAAAUUCUCCUCAGUCCAUCAGUUUGCAGUGGAAAUUCUGAGAGGAAACUCAACCCGGAGACUGGCCUGUCUACGAGAGUAUUACACUUCACUGAACCUCCCUGCCCUGGCCAACACCAUCACAAACAACUUCCCACAACCUGAUUCAGCACAGACCUCCUCUUCAACUGUUACCUCCUCAACAUCCUUCAAAGAGACCGCAAAAUCUCACACACACAGCCGAACCCCACCAAGGGAUGUUCCAAAAGCCAAGAGAAAGCCUAAACACACCGAGAAGAAUCCUGAACCUAAAACUAAGCCUGAAGUCUCACACAAUGUUCCCGUGCCACAGAAACAGUCUAGACACCCACAAAAUGAUGUCCCCGAACCCCAAACAAAGCGGAGAAACCCACAAAACGAUGUUCUAUCACCCGAGAAAAAGCGAAACGUCCCAGAAAAGAAUGUGCUAGAACCUUUAAGUGAUGUUCCGAGCCUUGAGUCAGAGGAGCAGGAGGAGACGGCCUGCAGUGCCAGAGGACAUAAGAGGACAAAGAGGGGUAGUGUUUCUAGUUCUGGAGCCUUCAGAGCUGGUGGUGGUCUUGGCUUGGAUCAGGCCAGCAGCAGUGGUCUGGGGUCUGCGGAGGCUACGGCUUUCCAGAACUGCACAGACAGACGUAUCCCUUCUUCUCCUGACCUCAGCCAUGGCAGGUCCACCACGUUAUCCAAACCCAGAGCACAGGGAAGGGAGAAAGAGCAGAAAAUGUCCUGCGGGACCAGUGAACCUUUUCAGGGCCAGAGAGAGAAUUCUCUGACUUCUCCUCCUGAACAGGCCAAGUCCACCGGCGGUCAUCGCUCCCUCCUCACAGAUCUGAUAGGAGACACCUCGAUUCUCGACGAUCUGUUAAAACCCAAACCCAGAGGUGCACAACGGAGGGGCACCCCAAAAACACCCCCCGCUCCCUCCUCCAUGUCAGUAAGCACGUGUCUCGCCACACCUCCUCCAUCCAGAAUCACUCUCAAUACGGACUCUGGUUCAGCAGGCAUCAUAGACUCUCCAAACAAACCACCUGUACACCAGGUGGUACCAAAGGGCAGUCGCAAAGACUUCUGGGACAUCCUGAAUGAGGGGAAUGAGGAGAGCAUCAACAGGUUAACGGACCCGGCGGAAGUGCAGAGGGUUUGCAUCAACACUAACUUUGCAGCUCGAGGUAGGUCUGCAGAAGACGAGGGCAAGAGUCUCUGGAGGACUAAUGAGAAGUUCCUGUGGAAGAAAUAAUACAGGAGCGACUAUUAGAGUGUUGACAGUUUUCACCUCUGUACCUUUUACCUUUCUUUUAGUUCUAACGGAGAUGUAUAAAAUAUUCAGACUGGAUAUUUAAAGCAGGUUUUUCUGCUUUGGAUUUUCUUAACAGAUUUUCUUAUUUUUAAUUGUCAUAUUCUUUUUAGAAUGUCUAUUUUUAUUUACUGUAAUAACUUGAAAAUAUUCAGUGUUCAUUGGAUUAGUGAGUUACUAGCAUAAUGCUGACUGUUACUUGAAUAAACAGGGUAAACAAUCA
Anarrhichthys ocellatus (wolf-eel) is the source of this 5341-nucleotide messenger RNA. It is a transcript of the gene ercc6l2, whose product is annotated as excision repair cross-complementation group 6-like 2. Gene Ontology annotation, molecular function: ATP binding. The record is from RefSeq and is a predicted model, not a curated record. Lineage: Eukaryota; Metazoa; Chordata; Actinopteri; Perciformes; Anarhichadidae. The transcript has 20 exons. The coding region runs from base 247 to 5061 and encodes 1604 amino acids.